CUACUCCCGGACGUCUAGUUGAUCAUUUGAAGCAAUCGCCAAAUUUUUCUGCUCAUCAACUGUCAACAAUUCGUCAUUUUGUUCUAGACGAAGCCGAUCGUAUGCUGAAUAUGUCUUUCGCUGAAGAUAUUGAUAAAAUAUUAAAUUUAUACGAGAAACCUAAAUCACAGAGUAAAAAACGUAAAAAGAAAUCAAAAACAUUAUUGGAGAAGAUAUCUGAAUCUAAUGAACAACAUAAUG
Molecule: messenger RNA, 240 nt
Organism: Trichobilharzia regenti
Lineage: Eukaryota; Metazoa; Platyhelminthes; Trematoda; Strigeidida; Schistosomatidae
Source: the annotation of a GenBank genome assembly